ACAGCUGCUUAUACUCUUAAUGAAUAUUUUUGGACUGAGUUUUAUGAACCCAUCCUGAAGAGGCUGAUGAUUUUACUAUCUCAUUUUUUUCCUUUCCCUAGAAUGGAUUCUAGGUGGCUCCCCUGGGUGGUGGCUCUGUUAGUGAAUCUGACCAGACUGGAUUCCUCCGUGACUCAAGGCACAGACUCUCCAGAAGAUUUUGUGAUUCAGGCAAAGGCUGACUGUUACUUCACCAACGGGACAGAAAAGGUGCAGUUUGUGGUCAGAUUCAUCUUUAACUUGGAGGAGUACGCACAUUUCGACAGCGAUGUGGGGCUGUUUGUGGCAUUGACGGAGCUAGGGCAGCCGGAUGCUGAGCAGUGGAACAGCCGGCUGGAUCUCUUGGAGAGGAGCAGGGGGGCAGUGAAUACGGUCUGUAGACACAACUACAGGCUGGGCGCUCCCUUCACUGUGGGGAGAAAAGUGCAACCAGAGGUGACGGUGUACCCAGAGAGGACCCCACUCCUGCACCAGCAUAAUCUGCUGCUCUGCUCUGUGACGGGCUUCUAUCCAGGGGACAUCAAGAUUAGCUGGUUCCUGAAUGGGCAGGAGGAGAGAUCUGGGGUCCUGUCCACUGGCCUUAUCGGGAAUGGAGACUGGACCUUUCAGACUGUGGUGAUGCUGGAAAUGACUCCUGAACUUGGAGAUGUCUACACCUGCCUUGUCAAUCAUUCCAGCCUGCUGAGCCCUGUUACUGUGGAGUGGAGAGCUCAGUCUGAAUAUUCUUGGAGAAAGAUGCUGAGUGGCAUUGCAGCCUUCGUAUUUGGGCUAAUCUUCCUUCUGAUGGGGAUUGUUAUCCAGCUCAGGGCUCAGAAAGGUAAUGAGCCUGUGAGGAGUGCCCUGCCGCCUGCCCAAGGGCUUCCCCGCUCCUGUCUUCCCUGACAUCAAAGAUCUGAGG
This is a messenger RNA of Saimiri boliviensis boliviensis (Bolivian squirrel monkey), 937 nucleotides long. RefSeq names its product HLA class II histocompatibility antigen, DO beta chain. NCBI's taxonomy places the organism in Eukaryota, Metazoa, Chordata, Mammalia, Primates, Cebidae. The record is from RefSeq and is a predicted model, not a curated record. Gene Ontology annotation, biological process: immune response; antigen processing and presentation. Gene Ontology annotation, cellular component: MHC class II protein complex; membrane.